AUGACAGUUACAUUGAACUGCUUAGCAGACAUCUGUUUAAUUCCAAUUGGAACUGGCUCAGCCUCCGUCUCUGACGAAAUUGCGCUCAUCACACAACUCGCAAGAUCUAGCCAUCUUCACUGCACCUUGCACAGUGCAGGCACCACAAUUGAUGGACCAUGGAAUGAAGUAAUGGACCUUAUCGGCCAAAUGCAUGAAUUGGUGCAUAAGAGUGGAGUAGUUAGAGUACAAAGUGAUAUCCGUGUUGGGACCAGAACCGACAAGAGCCAAACCCCUCAGGAUAAGAUUGAUAUCGUGGAGAAGAAAAUUGCAGAGAAGCUGUAG
Dujonia railenensis is the source of this 324-nucleotide messenger RNA. The record is from the annotation of a GenBank genome assembly. NCBI's taxonomy places the organism in Eukaryota, Fungi, Ascomycota, Pichiomycetes, Serinales, Debaryomycetaceae.